This is a messenger RNA of Corticium candelabrum, 882 nucleotides long. Its product is annotated as non-structural maintenance of chromosomes element 1 homolog. The record is from RefSeq and is a predicted model, not a curated record. Gene Ontology annotation, cellular component: Smc5-Smc6 complex; nucleus. Gene Ontology annotation, molecular function: ubiquitin-protein transferase activity. NCBI's taxonomy places the organism in Eukaryota, Metazoa, Porifera, Homoscleromorpha, Homosclerophorida, Plakinidae. Gene Ontology annotation, biological process: double-strand break repair via homologous recombination. The transcript has 6 exons. The coding region runs from base 21 to 680 and encodes 219 amino acids.
CCCGGACGUAACUUGGCGCCAUGGCCAUGAAAGACUGUCAUCGUGUUUUCGUUCAGAUGAUGAUGGAGAAACAGCUGGUUUGUGAAGAAGUGGCUGUACAGUCGAUGGAAAGAAUAUGCGAAAAGUUUUCGGCUGACUCACCUCGUGGAGGACUGCCGAGCUUCCUGAAGGUCAUCAACAAACAUUUGGAGACCGUUUCUAUGGUGAUUGGUAGAGGAAUAUCAGAAGAUGAUGGAACAGUGUGUUAUGCAUUUGUGAACACACAUGAUGAUCAAUAUGCGAAAUUGGCUCAAAGUUAUGACUUGAAAUUGAUUGAAUAUUUUAAGAAAGUGCUGGAUUUCAUUGUAAAUCACGACGGUGUUGCCUCGUCUACUGAUCUCCUCAAUGCUGCUUCAAGUUUGGAAAAGAAGUUGAAGCCAUCUGAUGCCAAUGCUGCACUUCAUCAGUUCGCCACCGAUGGAUGGCUCGGCUUCAACAAGAGAGCCGGAGAAUACUCGAUUGGCAUUCGUGGACUGAUUGAGUUGAAGCCGUACCUUCGAGCAACGUAUGACACUCUACCAGUGUGUGAUCUGUGCCACGACGUGGUAAUAAAAGGAGCAUGGAACAACCACAAGAAAGUCCACAAUCAUUGCAACACUCGGGCAGCAACUCUCAUGUCUCAACGUGCACACCCAAACUAACGAAAGGAAACACAACGGCAGAUGAUGAAAUGGAUUGUGGACAUGUUGUAAAUUUAUAUCAACUAUUUUAUGCCAGUCUGCAUGCACACCACGUUGUAGUUUGUUGAGUUGUGUUUAUUAGUCUAUUGUUGUUAUGUAGACUGGACAGACAGUAAGUAAGUAAAUAUGUACUGUAGUUGAUCAUACAAGAUGACGAUCUCAA